Carcharodon carcharias (great white shark) is the source of this 12489-nucleotide messenger RNA. It is a transcript of the gene ppp1r37, whose product is annotated as protein phosphatase 1, regulatory subunit 37. Lineage: Eukaryota; Metazoa; Chordata; Chondrichthyes; Lamniformes; Lamnidae. The coding region runs from base 83 to 4723 and encodes 1546 amino acids. Gene Ontology annotation, molecular function: protein binding. The record is from RefSeq and is a predicted model, not a curated record. The transcript has 13 exons.
AAAACCCCCCCCACCCACCACCCCAAAGUCAGUGGGGAAACAGACCUUAACCCCCAUCCCCAUCCCCAGCUCCAGGGAAGGGAUGGAGGUGAGCAAGAGCCCUGGAGGCGGAGGCCAGCUCGGGAAUGAUAACCUGUCAGAGCAGCUGGAGUGCAGCACCGAACUGGGAGUGAGUUCCUGUCGUGGUCAGGCUGAAAAAUCCCUGGGACAGGCUGACUUCCAGCCCCGGAGAGGCUUUAACCGCAGUCAGAGUCAUAAUACUAACCUGGUAGAACAGCAGAAGAGUACCACUGACCCAGGAGGGGGCUGUUGCCAUACUCAGGGUAAUGAUACCCAGGGACAGGCUAACUCCCAGCUCCAGGGAGGUUGCAACCACAGCCAGAGUAAUAAUACUGACCUUGAAGAGCAGCAAAAGAAUAAUACUGACCUAGGAGAGAAUUACUGCCAUAAUCAGGAUGUUAAUAUCCUGCGACAGGCUAAUUCCCAGCUCCACGGAGGCUUUAACCAUAGCCAGAGUAAUAAUACUAACCUGGGAGAGAAUUACUGUCAUAAUCAGAGUAUUAAUACCCUGGAACAGGCUAAUUCCCAGCUCCAGAGAGUCUUUAACCACAGUCAGAGUAAUAAUACUAACCUGGGAGUGAGUUCCUGCCAUAGUCACUGUGGUAAUUCCCUGGGACAGGCUGAUUUCCAGCUUCAAGGAGUCUUUAACCACAGUCAGAGUAAUAAUACUAACCUGGGAGAGCAGCAAAAGAUUAAUACUGACCUAAGAGAGGAUUAUUGCCAUAGUCAAGGUAAUAAUACCCUGGGACAGGCUGAUCCCCAGCUCCACGAAGGCUUUAACCAUAGUCAGCCUGAUAAUACUGAUCUAGGAGAGCAGCAAGAGAAAAAUACUGACUUGGGAGUGAAUUACUGCCAUAGUCAGGGUAAUAAUACUCUGGGAGAGAUGCAAGUUGGUAAUCCCCCUUUCAGGGGGGACCACCCCCAUCAGCUAGUGAAUAUUGACCUGGGAGCAGGCUACUGUCACAAUCAGAGUGAUAAUACCCCAGGAAAAGAUGAUCAGGGAGAGAUGGAGGUUAGGAAUACCUCUCUGUGUGGAGACCAGCCUCGCCAGCUAGAGAAUAAUACUGAGCUAGGGGUGGGCAGCUUCUGCAGUCAGGGUAAUAGCCUGGGAGACCAGCAAGUGAAUAAUAUUAACCAGGCAGUGGGUUGCUGUCAGGACACUAACUCUCUGAGCGAGAGUAAUGCCACUCUUGGGGGAGACCAACUCUGCCAACAGGGGAACAGUACUAAUCUGGGAGAGGGCAACUUUUGCAGUCAGGAGAAUGAUACCCCAGAAGAGGAUGACAAGUAUAGCCCAGGCAGUGGAGACCAUCCGUGCCAGAGAGAAAUGGAGAUAAUCGGUGACCAGACCGGGAUAAUGGUUAACAGCAGGUUGGGAGCAAUCGAAGCUGAGGAAGAGAUUGUUCACAUGCACAGUGGGAAAGGUAUGAGAGGGGGAACUGGCGAUUGCCUGUUAGAAACUGAGACGAAAGGAGAUCCUGAGGAAGAGAGAAGGCAGGAGAGAGCGCUGGCGUCGGCAGCUGAUAGAGAAAGCCGAUCGGAGAUUGGGAGAAACGGGCUGGCACCAGAGGAGUGUGUGGCAGGAAUCGGUGUAUCCACACAGGAGCUAGAGAGAGGAUCAAAGGGAGGAAUACACCAAGAACAAGGGAACGAUAGUGACGGAGGCAAGGAUGUGCUGACAGAGAAAACAGCAGAAAGGGGGCAAGAGGAGGGAAUAAACCAGGAGCUCCGAGCGUCCGGGGUCAAUUGUGUGGCAGAGGAAUGCAUGGUGGAGGAAAAUCGCCUUGAGACCGGGGCAACGGAAGAAAAGGAGAGAGGGCAGAACAUGUCUGCAGCACAGAUGAGAGAUAAAUUAACACAGUGUGUGUCAACAGAGACAAGGCUGCAGGAAGUGAAAAUUGAAGCAAUGCAGAAACGAGAGCAAAACACAAGCAACAGUGAAAGCAGCAAAGAGAUGGGCAGUGAUGGGAGCUGCCAAAAUCUGGAUCAGACUGUGGUGCAGCAGAGGGAUACCAACACGACUGGUCAGGCCGCUGAGGGGCAAGACGCCAGCCUGGGGAAAGCGAAUUUCAAAUUGAUUUUGGAAGUGGAGAGCUCUGCAGACCAGCAGCUGAAGGAGGACUGCAGGGCAACGGAAUUAGACAGCAAGGGGCCUUUACCCACGGCAACAGGGACUGCCAGGCAGCUGAUGUCCACUUCAGCCUGUGACAGUUGCUCUGAGCAUUCUGCCUCCCCCCGGAUGCGUUUGGAUUUGCUCUCCCCUCUUGGGCAGGACAUGGCCCAUCCUCUCUCAUUGACUCCCUCCUCUCCAGACCAAGCCGGCGAUUCCACCUCGCUCUCGCCUUCGGUAGACAGCCGGGCAAAGCAAGGCGUGAAGCGGGUAACCUUUCCCUCGGACGAGGCCAUCGUCUCUGGAGCAGUGGAGCCUAAGGACCCCUGGAGACAUGCCCAGAACGUGACAGUAGAGGAGAUUAUUGCUGCCUACAAGAUGGCCUGCCAGAAGCUGAACUGCAAACCGAUUAACAAGCUGCUCAAACAGAUCCAAGAGUUUAAGGAACUGUCUCAGAGGUUGGACUGCUUGGAUCUAAAAGGUGAGAAACUGGACUACAAAGCUUCUGAAGCCUUGGAAGAGGUUUUCAAACGUGUCCAGUUUAAACUGGUGGAUUUGGAGGCAACCAACCUGGAUGAAGAUGGUGCAUCAGCGUUGUUUGAUAUGAUAGAAUAUUACGAGUCAGCGACUCAGCUCAACAUCUCAUUUAACAAACACAUUGGGACUCGAGGGUGGCAGGCUGCAGCCCACAUGAUGAGAAAGACCAGCUGCUUGCAGUACCUGGAUGCAAGGAACACACCUCUGCUCGAUCACUCCGCACCCUUUGUAGCUCGCGCUUUGAGGAUUAGCAGCAGCCUGGUGGUACUGCAUCUGGAAAAUGCCAGCUUAUCAGGGCGACCACUCAUGCUCUUGGCAACCGCAUUGAAGAUGAACAUGACGCUGCGAGAGCUGUUUCUGGCUGAUAACAAAUUGAAUGGACUGCAGGACUCGGCACAGCUGGGAAACCUCCUGAAGUUCAACUGCACCAUCCAGCUGAUGGACUUGCGCAACAACCAUAUUCUAGACUCGGGCUUGGCAUACAUUUCUGAUGGAUUGAAGGAGCAAAGGCAGGGUCUGGUGACCUUGGUUCUGUGGAACAAUCAGCUGACCCACAACGGAAUGACUUACAUGGCAGCUGCACUGCCCUACACACUGAGUUUGGAGACAUUAAAUCUCGGCCAUAAUGCUAUAGGGAAUGAAGGCGUACACAAGCUAAAAGAUGGACUGAUUGCAAAUCGAUCAGUUCUACGAUUAGGGCUGGCGUCUACAAAACUCACCUGUGAAGGUGCUGUGGCCGUGGCGGAAUUCAUUGCUGACAGUCCCCGCCUCCUCCGACUGGAUCUGCGUGAAAAUGAGAUCAAGACUGGUGGACUUAUGGCCCUCUCGCUAGCCCUCAAAGUGAACCAUUCCCUACUGAGGCUGGACCUGGACAGGGAACCCAAGAAAGAAACCGUAAAGAGCUUCAUCGAAACUCAGAAGGCUCUCCUCACGGAAAUCCAAAACGGCUGUAAGAGGAACUUCAUCUUAGCAAAGGAGAAAGAGGAGAAGGAACAGAAGAUGCAGCAGUCUGCAUCAAUGCCCGAGAUUACCAUGAUGGUCUGCGAUAACAAGGAGGAGCCCCAGAGGAGCCAGGCCCACUCAAAGGUGGAGGAAACGGCAGAUGGAUCGAGAAAUGGAGUCCCCCAAGAAAGUGUACCGUCUGUAACCGGAAAUACUGAAGAAAUGGGCAGUGUCAGUGAGUCAAGUGUUACUCCCUCUUCUGUGGAAUGUAAUACGCAGCCGGCAGCGCAGGACGAGCCAAAGAGGAGACUGACACCACCAAGUGUGGUAGGAAUGCCAAGCCCAGGAAAACAGCAGCUUCAACAGCAGGACCCUUCUGAAACCCCUUCUGGAAAGGAGUCGGUCACAGAAGAUGAUGUGGGUGAUGGGAGCAGCCCGGCAACUGUUGGUGAACAGGCAACACAGAUUGUUUCUGAAUUAAAAUCCCCGGGGCUUGAGAGCCCAGUAUUUGUCAGCUCACCGAUUGAGAUCGCGUCAAGAGGCAACGAGCGGCUAGUGUCCAGUCCAGGCAGGGGACACAAAGUCUUCUUAGUGACCAGAGUGGAAAGUCCACCAGAAAACCCUAGUAACCAGGACCUGCAAUGGCUGAACAAAGCACUGCAAAGCAGAAAGAACGGGAUCUCCAAAAAAGAGACAGAAUCCUCGUCGGAGCCUUUGCCUUGCUCAGCGUCAGACACUCCGACAACUUUGACUGUUCCGGCCCCUGCUUCAGAUGGUAGCUCCCAGUCCGGGAGCCCAUCGGACCUGGACAGAGGGACAGAUAACUCUGGACACGACUUUGAGACAGUCUGUGCUAAAGACUGCGAUCACACGAUACGUGGGACUGCCUUACCAAAUGGACUGAAAGUGGAGCUUGUACAGAGACUGCCUGAGCCGACACUGCUAACCACAGGCAAAGAUGGCAAAGCAGUGAACUGCAACAUUGAGCAUGAGUUUACAUCCCCCAAAACCGAAAAGGAGCUGGAGGAAUUAUUGCUGGAAGCGAGCCAGGAGACAUGUCGUGAAACAUCGUGAGAGUGAGCCAUGUCUUUCGGGUCCUGCUGAAUAUACUGAGGCUAUCCUUGAAGAUACCCCACCCCUUUCAACACCACACAAAAGAUGUAUUUUCCCUCUUGCCCUCUCCUUGCUGCUCUCUCUCGCUCUCUGAUUGGAGCAGGGGCCAUCAGAUUGUUCACUGUAGAUCCACUUCAUUCAUCGCCAUACCAUUCCAUCUCACCUCCAGGGAAAGGAUUUCUGUGACCCGACUUCGGUUGGGGUACAAACCAAAGAAAGCGCCACCCAGGAAAAGUUAGAUUGCCAUUGGACCCUGUCAGAUGGGAGUGGUGCCUCGCUGCUGGGGCAGAGACCACCUUGACACGAGAGAUGUGCCCAGGGUCACAGUCUGUGACUGGAAUCUGAAACUCUAAAAGAGACUGUGAAAGUGUUACUUGUGCUAUAGACUUUCGCCCUGAUAGUGCGUGCAUUGUAACAGGGCUGGGAUUAACUUUUAUGUACCAGUAAAACUACAAGUAGAAUGUCCCUUCCCUCUUAAUGUUUUUGCUAGUGACCUCAGUCACGAGCAAGGGGUGGGUCCAAUAUUCAAGAGACCACACCCUACAGCCCCCCCGCCCUGCCCCUGCAGACCCUGACUAUUGUUCCUCACUGCGAUCUCUCCUGAUAGUGAAAGGAUUUGCAUUGAAGACCGGUGGGAAGAAAAUCAGAAACACUCAACAGAUCAUUUUCAGCCCUAAUACUGUUUGUGUUGUAGUUUGUCAGUGAGAUUUUUUAUUUUGAAUUAGAUGCUAUUUAUUUUUAGUCGUGAUGUUUAUUGACGUCAGGUUAAUAAGUGGCUGUGUGGAGUUUGCUCGAGGAGCUGCAGUUUUAAUGCUCUAAUUUUAAAGCAACUUUUGAGUCAGCAGAACGAUUGUGCCUAUUGGAAAAGGCAUCAAAAGUCCCUCUGGACCUACUUAGCUGCAUCUAGGCAUUACUGACGUUGGCAACUGGAGAUUAACACUAAUUUAACUAGCUGAAUUCUAGAAAAUUUGGUCAGUGACACUAGACAUCUUCCCAACCAUUUAGUAAAAAUAAGUCAAUCCCUAGGGGUUUCAGUAUCACGGAGGUUAAACGCAGGGGAUGGGAGGUUGAAGAUGAUGAAAGCUACUUUAAUAAUUAUUCCUGCUAAAUUGCCAGACAUGCCCAGUGGUGUCUAACAAUUUGCAAAAUCUUUUCCAGCGACCAAGACACUUUUACUUCCUCAGUUUGACCUGCACUGCAGCAUGGAAACAACAAUCGGUGUCCUUUUCAGCAGAAAUAACCCAUCGAUGCAGACGGCAGCUGAAAUUUGACUAAAAUUUGCACCAAAGAAGUGGGUUGUUCUGCUCUUUGUGGCUCACCCUUUUCACUGUUUUUCUGAUCUGCACCUUUAAUUAGUGUUCAGAGCAGUGCUAAAAAUUGUCACGUGAAUUGAUGACUGCUCAGAGCCAGAGCAAUAUAAUAGUCCCCUUCCUUCCUCCAAGCCUUUGCCUGGCAUCCAGCAGUGCUCUUGGAGCAGUGUGGAGAGGGCCUCCACUUUUCCCUCUCUUUUCUAUCUGAUUAUGCAGGUAAUUGAUUCAGAAUCGAUAUACUUAGCAUGUGCUGAAAUAAAAACGCAAAAUGCUAGGGGAAAAAAAAAUCGCCACGCAUCAGUCGCAUUUUUAAAUAGAACAGGCAGGUUAUGAGUUUCCUUUACGUCCUCUUCAUCAGCCAGUACAGAUGCUGACUGACCGGCUGUUUUAUUUCUAACGUUUUCUUGUUUUUAAACUUCAAAUUUCCAACAUCUCUGCUUUAUAUUUUGCUGUGUGCGGUCCCUCAAUCCUCAAGGAGGAGAAUAAAGCACACUGCCACAGCACUAUGAUAAUGAUGUCCUUAUGCAUAAUCCCAAUGCAGCUGCUUGCCUGGUGAGGAUGAUAGUCCACCCAGUGGGAAUCUCCACAUGUCAGGAGCAGUGCUGAUCCUUAAAAUUCCAUUUAGCAAUUUGUCUUAAAUCCACUUGCCCCACCAAGCUGGUUUUUAUUCUGUUCUCUGUCUGUCCUCUUUAUACCCCCUAAAUAAAAGCCCAAGAGAUGAACACUAUCAUGAGCGGGAGAAGGGAAAGACUGGUUUACUGUUCUUGGAUAGAACUGACAGGGAAAGCAAGAAACUGCUUGCUUUGAUGUUGCUCAGUGCUGCCCCUGGGUACGAAAUCACACGCUAUAGAUUCACACUUCAGCCAUCUCCCUCCCGUGUCAAAUCUUCACAGUGAAGCCUGAGCAGAUUGCCUUACUGGGACAGGGUAACUGAACUGAAGCAAUAAGUGUUUUUGAUUGCUCCCCCUAUUGCAAAGGAUGAUUGGGGGAUGCAAGAAGACCAUUUGAAGUUUCUCAAUGUAAAUUGAGGCGAUCUUAUCCGGCACUCACUGUCAUGUGGGGGUAUCCCAUCACAGUACCUCAGAAUUGAUUAUGUUGGGGGGGAUGGGAGCCUUCAGAAUUAAUUUCAACGUCAACGUUUUUCAGAACUUCUCUUUGAAUCGAUAACUCACAAAAAGCAAACCUACUUAGGUUUAAAAGGUACAGCGGUCAAAUUGUAUCUCGUCACCUACCUGGAAUGGGCAGAUUGUGCAAAGAAUUGCAGGCGGAUUCUGUUAGGUGCAGUGGGGACUAGACUGGGUUAGGAGUGGGAUAUUCCCGAUUCUACCUUGGUGUUUCCACUCGCCGUGUUACUACUACUCCCUCCCUUACAAAGGGAGAGGCUUUUCAGCCACGAAAGCAAGAGUCAGGAAAUAUUACUCAUAACAGAAAGAUGUGAACUCUGCUGGAACACAAUUAGGAGUAACUUUUUUAAAACUCGUUAUACAAAAAAAAAAUGUGCAUUCAAGGUUUCAGACAGGCUGCCUGGGUUCCCUUCGGCAUUAAUUCAUUCAGGCUUUUGAUUACUCCAGAAUGGGAAUUGUCCUUUUUGGAACUUUGAGAAGGCGAUGCCAGCAUGCUGUGUGAAUAUCUGUUGUGUCCGUGCAUUUUAACCUCCGUUGUGUCUCAGCUGGGUAGAGUUUAUGUGGGGAAAUCCUUUUCUGAUUCCUUCCCCCGAGAAUAGGAUGCACAUUCGGAAACCAUGUCGUCCACCUCCUGAAGUUUGAAGUUUACUAAGAUUCCUGCGUUGGUUGUUCCCUCUGAGUGUCUAGCAAUGGCCAACAAAACCUUCUGAGGUAGCAGCUGAAAGUCUGCCUACGAAGGUCAUCCCAGAAGCGGUCAUUUUAUCUUUGAGAGCUACACAAGAAACUCGAGGAGUAGAAGUACAAGUUGUCACUGCCCUCGGAUGUCCCACUUGGAUAAAUGUUGUCCAGGUCAUCGAUUCCAAGCACUGGAGGAUGAGACUAACGUAGGCUUUAGUUAAAUCACAGGAGGACGAAGGUGCAAACUGACUGCCUCAAAGACUUACAACAAUUGUGAUGUGCAGCCAAUGGUACGAAGUGGCAUGUGACUACCCCCACCCUCCACUUGAGCUGUGACCAGUGCUUUAAGGGUGGCAGUGGUGAAAAACUGAGGGAGGAUGGAAGUGAGGAGAGGGGCAGAUCCUAAAGCAUGCAAGCACGUCCUCAUUUUGUAAAAGAGUAUAAAUAAUACCUGUUUUGUGGGAAGGACGGGUGGAGGAGGGGGUGAGGGUGUUUCUCCAUGACUAAUCCAAAUUAAACGGGAGGAUGGCAUUAUCCCUGAGGAGUGUCAGAAUCCAAACGUUCUCUAAAAGUGCAAUAAAUGUUUCAGGGCAGUGCAUCAAGACUUACUGCAUGCAAGUUACAGCAAGAUAUGUAUAAAUUAAUGCUGUAACUUCCAGACGCUGAGGUGCAGAGAAUCUGAUUUAUAGUCUAACACUAUGUAUAGAGAUGAGCGUGAACUGGUAGCGCUGGGCUUCUUCACGUUUUGUUUCCUGAUGUUUUCUCAGUCAGAGGUUUGUUGUGAUAAUAAUUGUGUUUUUUUUUUGCAGUCUCUGUUUGUUGUGGCAACUCUUGUACACGUUGUCUGUCUUAGAGAUGUUGGUUCAGGCUCACCCCUGCCUAAAUGGACUGGGGUUAGCGGGUUGGGGAGGGGUGGGGGGGUUGCUAAGGCGGGUAGGUGGUUCGUGUGCACAUCCUGGCAACUGUCAUUGAAUAAUUGGAGCCCGGACAAUGAUUCCUUUUCAUUUCAGUGGGUUUCCUUUUUUUGUUUUGUUGUUAGAAAGGUGAAAGAGGAGUUGUCCACAGUAUUGGAUACCCUCUUGUCACAGGUGAAGCAAUUCGUACUGGUCUCUGGUGCCCAAAGUCCCAUUGUUCAAGUCCCAAACAAGAAUGCAAAUAUUCAUGCAAAAACAAAAACUCAUGUUGCUAUUCCAGCCUUUGAGAAUGACACUCGGGAGUCCGCACCUGAAGUGCAGUGCUGGGGAUACAGCGGCUUAAAGUCAGCUGUUUGCUUUGUAACUGAUGAGAAUGAGUUGAUAAUCCUACUGGGUAAUGCUACCGCUACCUAUUUCAUGUCCCUGUUUCACAGGACAGGCUGAGUCUGGUUUCCAUUUCAGAAAUUUCCGAAACUGUACAGCAGGUCCAAACCCAGACAUGCUGUAUAAAUGGAAUACACUCUGGGACUCGCCUCAUUAUAAGGUGCCUAUUUAUUUACAGCUGUCUAUCGAUGGGCUAUGCCACUCCCAUUCUCUUUUGUAAAUCCUGAGAGACUGAUGUGUUUCCUGAUCUGAUCGGCAAAUGUAACUGAUGUAGAUGUUUAUGAUAACGACGCUGAUAUAGGGGACUGGGUGGGCUUGUCCUUUAAGUGAACCGAAUGGCUGUUAGUUUUAAGAGAAGCAAUUUUGUUUUUUUGGAAGGAGGGUGGAGAAGCUAAUUUAUUCUGUGGCUGUGCUGUUAGCAUUCAAGCCACAUGUUUGGAUCUACAACAGUAACCUUUUUAAAAACUCAUUUUGAGGCCCUCGACAGAUAAGUGAACUGCAUUGUUUACCACUAAGCUGUACCAGACCUGGAAAAUCCAAUCCCCAGCUGGGACAGCAGAAGGGGUUCCACAUCGGUAUCAGCACCCUGGCUGGGGUGCAGAAGUAUCAGACACGGUUGCCAGUUCUCUUGGCCCCCAACACCCAGUGACCAGGAGGGCGGGCUGGGUGAGGACAAGUGUUGUGCAGAGAAUCUGAUUUGUCCUGCUCUGGGGCACUCUGUCUAAUGCUGAGUCUAGAAUGACCCAAGGGUUGGCAUUGAUCAUAGAGCUGGGUGGCAGUAAGAGUCAACACCUUUGCUCCGUGCAAAGGGAGGAGCCAAAAAGCAGAAUUUUGUUCGCUGGCUGUUAACAGUUUGUUUAUAUUCAAUAUGGGUCUGAACAGCACUGACUGUUUCUUCCUGUAAGGGAGAGAGAUGCACACACACCUGUAAGCAAGGUGAAUACAGCCAGUAGGCACCCACUGAAAUGAAUAGGAGGGGAUGUGACUUGGGACACUAAAAUUUAUUGGGAUCUCUAAAUCGUGUAGUAGUUGUAUGAUCAGGAAUCACAGUAAUUGCGAACGCUGAAAACAGAAUGGGGGCCAGGGAGAGUAACAAAGAUUUUCUACAAAAACAAUGAUGACUUUUGCCAGGAUUGGUGUUGGGGUAUAGGAUGGUGAGGGGGGAGGGGAAGGGAACAAUUGUCCUCGGCAUGACAAUUGGUGGUGAUUUCUGAUAAUACUGCUUUUAAAUGACUGUUAUACCAUGUGAGAGUUAUUGGGUGGAAACGAUGGCCCUCCCAGUGUGGGGAGUGCAUCAGAUGUGAUGCUGCUGCCAGCAGAUUCUGAGCAGAGAUGGUUGUUUUCCCCCUUUCUGCCAAGCAACACAGUCCAGUAUUCUGGACAAGAGGCAACACCGACUUCAUCCUCAUAUUCCUGAUCCCACAAAAUGUUUUUCUUUUUCAAUAACACCAGUAGGAGAUUCCUGGUAAUCAGCUCAUGUCCCCAAUUUAAAUGACCUUUUGCUAUGUCAGUGAUUUCCUUGCAGGAUCUGCCCCUAACAAUGCUCGCUGAGUGAACAUGGAUAGAGGUUUCUCAAACUGUUGCACAAAGAUGGAGGAAGAUGGUGUGAUCCAGGAACAGGAUUCUCCCUGUGUACUGAUGGGUACGGAUGUGAAUUGAGAUGUAUUGAUUCCACAGCUAAAAUAAUUUUCACAAAGGAAAAUAGGACUGAUAACUACUUAGAAUUCCUAUCGCUCCUAGACCAAUAAUUCCCUCUUUUUUUUCCAGCUCCGGAUUUGGAGUGAAUUGGAGGCUCAGGAAACUGGGGCUAGACCUGCUUCAGAAACCAGGCUAAAAUGCUUUUCCCUACUGGGCAGGUGUCUAUAGGUUGAUUUACUCUCUCCUCUUGUGCAGAUGCCAACUCUGUCAAAGUGCAGUCUCACAGUUGCUGGUAGGUCUCAGUACUCUGAUCAAGCGGAUAUCUGUUCUCCGUCCCUCCGUGACCCUUUGUGAUGCUCGACACUGAACCUCGGUGGGCUGCUUUACUUAGUGAAGCAUUAGAGCAAAGUCUAUAGAGUAGCACGCUUAAGUCAGUAUACAGUAACCAGGAGCAUGGUGGAUUCUGGUUGACAGACCUGCUCUGAUUCUAGAUGCUCUCAGUUGCUAUCCAAAGUGCUUUUGUGUAUGAAUCUCUGACCACUUUUCCCUCAGGAGCUAAAGAAAAACGCUGGCUGUGUGAAUUCUUGCCUCGCCAAAGGACACCCAACAUUUCUGUUUCUUAAUGACAUGGUGGCAACACCAUUCACUAGACUUGGCCACUUUGCACAGCUGCAGUAUCUGGUAUUGCAGCAAGGCCAGGAACCAUGCUGGGAAGAAGUCCAACUUCUGUUCCCAUGUGUGUCUCUCUCUCUCUUUCUCACUCUCUCUCCCCCUCUCCCUGUGUGUGCGUGUCUAACUCCAUAUCUAACUUUCUUCCAUAUUGGUUGAUUGAUUGGUUGGCAAGUCAACUCUGAUUGGCCGAGGUGCUGCCGGGAGCCUUUGGUUCCCCGUUGCUUUCUCCUCAACCAAUCAGCACCCUUGUCUCCUAUGGUAUAAAUCGUAGUGAUCAUUUGAAAUUUGGUAUUCUUACAUUUGUCCUGAUGAGUGCACGACAAAAAGCUUUGGCAACAAGUUCUUUCUUCAGCAAGAUUUCAAAAUUCUCAAUUUUGUCCCAUCAUGCAUAAUUGAUCUUCCACUUUAUGUCCCUCUGGCCUUCCAAUUUAAACUUGCACCACCAUAAAUUGCCCUAACCAUUUCAUUGGCAGGUAGGACCAAAGCAGCAGCCUGUUUGCUGUGAUUAUUAUUGCCUUCCCUGGCCUGAGAAGAGUUUAGACUGACCUUUACCAUGCCUUUUUGUUGACCAUCAGACUGACUAAUGCUGCAAAAUGGUUUUUUAUUUGCAGUGAGGCUCCCUUUCAUUUUUAAUAAUUCCUGGAACGUUAUUUUUUUUUUUCUUUUUGGGGGUAUUUUUAAAGGGAAGGUCGUCUCCCUUUUUAUCACUAACAGUGGAAGCUUUUGAAGGCCUUCUGGAGUCGGUGUUGCUUUUUGUUUGCCAAUGUACCCACAGGUGAUGGAGCAUGCAUCUCUGCCCAUGAUCAAUGUAUGUUGAUGCCUCCUCAAGUAUCUGCACUUGUACAAAAUACUUGAUUAGUCUAUUGAUUCUGGGCAAGUGGACAUAUUUCCACUGAGCCUCUCCAGGCUCUGAAAUGAACCUAGUGCAAUUAUGUGAGUUUUACAGCAUCUUUUGGGUUUAUUCAGAAUCUUGGUUAAUAAGUAAAAAUAAAAAAAGAUUUCUUAAA